AUGAAUCGCAAUUUGUGGUCGACCCCAAUAGAAAAACUUAUGUUGUGGAGGGGAUGUUGGACUAAAUACGAUCACAAAAUAUCAAAUACUUUCCUUCGCGUACAUUACGACCAAUUAUUUUUUACAGCAGAUACAAAGAUUUUAGAAUCUUUCAACAUGAAUCACAAAAUAAAAGGAAUUUAUAAAGAAGAUGUUGUUAUAUUAAUUGUGAGCAAUUCUUCCAAAGAAGUUAGAAAAAUAAAAUUUCAAAUAAAAUCUAACGUGCCAGAAUGUCUGUCUCUGCUUAGUGAGCACUUUCCUGUAAUUAACCAUCACAGUGUGCAAGCCAGCUUACCAAUUAACGCCAAAUAUCGCGACUUAGGCGAAGUACUGAACCACGCUCUGGAUCGCAAAGAUGUAAUGAGUACUAAUAUACCAGACCUAAGAAAUUUUGUUAAAAUGUGCCUCCUGGAUCCUUUAUUUCCGCAAAUGGUUCUAGAAGCUGAAAAUGUUGUAAUUAAAGAAAUAUUAAAGAAGUAG
This is a messenger RNA of Trichoplusia ni (cabbage looper), 519 nucleotides long. RefSeq lists its product as uncharacterized. The transcript is spliced from 4 exons. The record is from RefSeq and is a predicted model, not a curated record. NCBI's taxonomy places the organism in Eukaryota, Metazoa, Arthropoda, Insecta, Lepidoptera, Noctuidae. The coding region runs from base 1 to 519 and encodes 172 amino acids.